AUUCGCUCUCUUUCUGAAUAAUAAUACCACUGAUAAUAAUCCAGGUUAUUUUUUUAUUUUUUUUCUUUCUGCAAUUUUAUACAUUUAUAUUUUUAAGACACAACUCGAAAUGAAAAUACAUUGUGACCUUAAUAUACCAUGCUCAGGUCAUCUUGAUCGUACAGCAAUAGACAAACUAAAAUUAAUAUUAUCUCAACUAACACAAUUGAAUGAGUGUGCAGUUGCUUUAAACUAUAAGAUGGAAGGAUUUAAUAAAAACAAUAUACCCAGACUAUUAGACACAAAUAUAAUCAAUCCUGCAAGUUUUAACUCCAACUAUUCCUUAAAAAUCUAUACACGAAUUACAAUCGACACAAAUGAGCCUAUUCAUAAUGAAGACUUGAUGAUGUUAAGACAGAAAUUUGAUCUUAUUGCACUUCGAACAAAUAAUUUAAAAGUUUUUCAAGAUGCAUGUCAUAUUUAUAACAUUGAUAUUAUCUCGCUUCAUUGUGAUGAACGCUUAGCCUUCGAGUUAAAAUCCAUUGAUAUAAAACAAGCAUUGAAAAGAAAGAUUUACUUUGAAUUAUGCUAUGCGCCAGCUAUUAGAGAUAAUCAAUCUAGAUCUUUUACAAUACAACUUGCAAAACAGUUGUAUGAAUAUACUCUUGGUGAUAAUAUGAUUAUAUCAAGUGAAGCAGAAAUUGUAUCAGAAAUACGUUCUCCAGGAUCUAUAUUCUAUUUUGCAAAAUCAAUUGGAUUGCCUAAUGAUAAGGCUAAAUUUACUACAGAGAAGCAUUGUCAACAAUUAUUAAACAAAAUAAAGCAAUAAA
Molecule: messenger RNA, 809 nt
Organism: Cokeromyces recurvatus
Lineage: Eukaryota; Fungi; Mucoromycota; Mucoromycetes; Mucorales; Mucoraceae
Product: RNase P subunit p30-domain-containing protein
Exons: 7
Coding region: 110-808 (232 amino acids)
Biological process (GO): tRNA processing
Cellular component (GO): nucleolar ribonuclease P complex
Molecular function (GO): RNA binding
Source: RefSeq, a predicted model, not a curated record